Chionomys nivalis (European snow vole) is the source of this 1532-nucleotide messenger RNA. RefSeq names its product coiled-coil domain containing 115 (gene Vma22). Gene Ontology annotation, cellular component: extrinsic component of endoplasmic reticulum membrane. NCBI's taxonomy places the organism in Eukaryota, Metazoa, Chordata, Mammalia, Rodentia, Cricetidae. The coding region runs from base 91 to 633 and encodes 180 amino acids. Gene Ontology annotation, biological process: vacuolar proton-transporting V-type ATPase complex assembly. The record is from RefSeq and is a predicted model, not a curated record. The transcript is spliced from 5 exons.
ACGCCGAUUGGCUGCUGUGCAAGUGGGCGGUGACUAGGCGGCUUGGAAGGAGGUGGCUUAGCUCCUCCGUGUCCCGAGAAGGGCUGAGCCAUGGAGGUCUCGGCCCUGCGAGAAGAGCUGGACUCGAUGUUCCUGCAGCUGCUCAGCGACCUGGAGGAGCUAGAGGCGAAACGGGCGGCGCUGAACGCCCGGGUGGAGGAGGGUUGGCUCUCGCUUGCCAAGGCUCGCUAUGCCAUGGGCGCCAAGUCGGUAGGGCCCCUGCAGUAUGCCUCGCGUAUGGAGCCUCAGGUCUGCGUGCGCGCCAGCGAGGCCCAGGAUGGACCCCAGACCUUCAGGGUGAUCAAAGCUGACUCCCAGACCCCUGAGGAAUUGGGGCCCAGCGAAGCAUCUCUGCGUAGGCGCAAGGGCCCUACUAAGACCCAAGAGUCAGGGGCCUGUGUGGUCCCUCAAGAUCCCUUGAACUGGUUUGGGAUCUUGGUUCCUCACAGUCUUCGGCAAGCCCAGGCCAGCUUCCGGGAUGGCCUUCAGCUGGCUGCAGAUAUAGCCAGCCUUCAGACCCGAAUCACCUGGGGUCGGGAGCAGCUCCGGGGCCUCCAGAAAAGACUGAAGGAGUUGGAUCCUGGGCCUGCCUGACCUGAGUCUACUUCCGGAGGCACUGAGCAUAGUCUUCUUGGAUGCCCUGCCUUACUCUUUCUUUCAUAAUAGCCCCUGCCUCAGCUAUGCCCCUCUUCAAAAUGUCCUUAGUCUGCGUCGUUUCCAGCCCUGUGAAUUAGGAAGUUGAGUUCUGAAGUUUGCUGAGGCAAGCUGAGCAGUGUCGAAAGUGGCUUGUAGGAAACCACUUCCAGGUCCACGUUCUCAUAGAGCCUCUCGCCCCGUGGACAAGUUAGGGAACAAGCGAAUAACCUCGCACGGGCCAAGUGGGAUAAGGGAACACUGCAUGCAUGGUGAUGGGAGAAAAGGAGUCUGGGAACUUAGGCCAGAUCGGGACAAUGCCAUUCAAUAGAAAUACCUCUGGCUGGGCUUGUUAGUGCAUGCCGACUACUAGUCCCAGCAACUCUAGAGGCUGAGGCAGGAGGAUCACUUACGCCCUGCAGUUAGAGACUAGCCUGGGCAACAGACCUUUUCUUUAAAAUAGUAUAAGACAGUGCGCACACACACACACACACACACCACACACACCAGAGUAGACUGUCAGGGAGGAGGGAGUAUUCUAUUAUGAAAGGAAAAGAACCAAAAAACUUUGACAUUCUUUCAGGGGAAUUGAAGGGACCUUCCCACUUGUGUUUAUAUAGGAUUGAAGUCCAGCCUCUUUGCUUGCUGAACUUGUAUUCCUCCGUCUGAAACUGUACCCCGCUGCACUUUUCUACUGAGCUAACUUGAACAGUGUCUGGAGACUUGAUGUUGGGGAGGGAGGUUCACUGUUUAUGGGGUGUAAAUAUUUCUUCCCAAUUUGUCGAUUUUGCUUAUAUUGUUUUUCUACUUCUUAAUUGUAAAAAUAUGUAAAACUACAGAAAACUUGAAUAAAGAAAGUG